Molecule: messenger RNA, 1776 nt
Organism: Fukomys damarensis (Damara mole-rat)
Lineage: Eukaryota; Metazoa; Chordata; Mammalia; Rodentia; Bathyergidae
Gene: Srfbp1
Product: serum response factor binding protein 1
Exons: 8
Coding region: 151-1431 (426 amino acids)
Biological process (GO): maturation of SSU-rRNA
Cellular component (GO): 90S preribosome; nucleus
Source: RefSeq, a predicted model, not a curated record
UUAAUCGGCAUACUUUUAAAUUUAGGAGACAGCGUUAGCAGAAGGCGGAAGAGUUUUGGCCUGAACAAGCUGCCGUCAAGGGCGUGGCGACGCAGCCGCAAUAGGAACAGUUCGCGCGCGGGUAGCUGCAGAUCGGCUUCCACGAUUCUCAUGGCUCCGCCGGUAGUUCUUAAUCUCAACAACGAGGUUGUGAAGAUGAGAAAAGAAGUAAAGAGAAUACGAGUUUUGGUCAUCAGAAAACUUGUCAGGAGUGUCAGCAGGCUGAAAUCAAAAAAAGGUACUGAAGAUGCACUAUUAAAAAAUCAAAGACGGGCACAACGAUUGCUUGAAGAAAUCCAUGCCAUGAAGGAACUGAAACCUGAUACAGUAACUAAAUCUGCUCUUGGUGAUGAUAUCAAUUUUGGAAAGAUCUGCAAAAAGCCAGAUUCUUCUGCAACUGAAAGAGCAAUUGCAAGACUAGCUGAACACCCUCUUCUAAAGAAAAAAAUAGAUAUACUAAAAGCUGCUGUCCAAUCCUUUAAAGAUGCAAGACAAAAUACUACUGAAGUUAAGGAUACUACAGAAGGAAAUCAUUCUAAGGACACUGUGUGUUCAGAUGAAGAAGAAAGUAAGUCUGAGCAUGAAAGAACUAAGCCCACUGAGCACAAAGUGAAAGAAGCCAAAAUACAGACAAAGAAACCAAUAAAUAAUUCAAAAGAAAAGGUGGCCAUGAGAGAACAUGGACCCAAAACAGUGAACAUUCCAAAUUCUCCGUCAAAGCUUUUAGAAAAGGAUUCUGUAGUUAUCCUUCAGGCCCAGAAGACACCUGCUGACCCCUACAUGAAAACAUUAAAUAAAAAGAAAGGAUCUGAUAACUUGCUUGGUGAUGACAGCGAUAGCGAAGAACAAUUAUAUGAAGAAGAAAAGGAAUAUUUUGAUGACAGCACAGAAGAAAGGUUCUACAAACAGUCUUCCAUAUCUGAAGAUAGUGAUAGUGGUGAUGACUUCUUCAUCGGAAAAGCCAGACAGACGCGAAAAAAGGAAAAUUGUAGCCAUACUUCAGCUAAAGAACAAAAACCUCUCUCCCAAGUGUUACCCAAGGAAGAUAUUUGUGACAUUCACUGGGAUUGUGGUUUCAGAAGGAGAAAUGAUAAAAACAAGCCAAGUACAGAAGCCAGGAAGUUAGAAUCACUGUUUUUUCACUCUUUAUGUGGAUCUAAAAGUUCUAAAAGGGAACAUAGAGAACAAGUUCCAAAAAGCACGGUCUCAGAGUUUCCAGAAAAUGAACCUCCAAUUAAGAACCAGUUUAAAAACAACAUACAAAGAGGACUUAAAAAUGCAAAACAGCUAAAUGCACCUCUUCAUCCUUCAUGGGAAGCAAGCAGAAAGCGAAAAGAACAACAAUCCAAAAUUGCUGUGUUUCAGGGGAAAAAAAUUACAUUUGAUGAUUGAUUAGUGCCUCUUUUUGCGAACUCUCUAAAAUACAUUCUUUUUUAUCUAUUAUUUCAAAUUGUAUUUUUUAUUCUCUCUGGAGGGCGUAAGAAUGCCUGCUUUUUAUUUUUUGGGGUGAGUUUGUUUAAGCCUAUUAUAAAUUGAGUGCCUACUUGAAUUCAUUUUAAUGGUAUGCCCCAACUUAUUACUUCCAUAAGAGAAUUUGGAGAUUGUAGCAAUCUAAACUUUUCUCAUUGGGGCUUAUCAUGAAGUAUAUUUUCCUCGUUCAGCCUUGAAAUAUCAAACUAUAGUUAAAAUGAUGAUAAAUAAUACAUGAAGAAAUCAUAAUUACUUAAAAUAGAUCAC